AUGAAUACACCGUUAUCAGUCGCAGUUUCCAGAGGACAUUUGUUGGUUGUCGAGGCACUUCUAAAUCGGCUCGACGUUGACACGAAUUUUACAAACGACCGAGGCAGGACCUUACUCCAUGUAGCUGCUCUAAACGGCCAUGUGUCUGUAAUGGAGAUGCUGAUACACUGGACGGGAUUAGAAAUCAACGAGCAAGAUGACCGUGGCCAAACUGCCAUAUCGCUUGCAGCGGAACAUGGUCAGGAACGCGCAGUGGCAUUCCUAGUAACGAAAGCUGAUACAAAUCAUGUAGAGAUCAAUGCGCUUGAUCAUCGGCGGAGCACGCCCCUUUGUUACGCAGCGUACAAUGGGAACCCCUUUACGAUUGAGCUUCUUAUAGCACGAAAUGAUGUUGAUCUUUAUUGUGGGACGUACGAUAAUCGAUUCCCCCUCUCGCUGGCAGUAGAGAGUGGAAACUGCACGACUAUUAAGCUGUUGCUCAAUCGAAUGCGACAGCAAAAUCCAAAGGUGACUGGAGAGGUUGACCACCAAUUCAGCGCCGAGUUGAACAGGAGUGAUUUAUGGGGCCGAACACCGUUAUUCAUUGCUACCGAACAAGGACGUGAAGACAUGGGCACAGCGCUAGCAAGCGCCGCCAAAAAUGGCCGGGAGAAUAUAGUCCAGCUAUUGCUCAGCCGACCAGAUAUUGAUAUUGGCGCUCGAGACAUCCACGGGCGGACGCCUAUUCAACUCGCAACUCUGGAGGGUCAUAAGAGUAUUGCGCUGAUGUUGCAGAGAUUCCAUCUAGAUCCGGACUCGGAAGUCUAG
Aspergillus oryzae RIB40 is the source of this 807-nucleotide messenger RNA. RefSeq names its product ankyrin repeat domain-containing protein. NCBI's taxonomy places the organism in Eukaryota, Fungi, Ascomycota, Eurotiomycetes, Eurotiales, Aspergillaceae. Bases 1 to 807 code for a protein of 268 amino acids. Gene Ontology annotation, molecular function: protein binding. The record is from RefSeq and is a predicted model, not a curated record. The transcript has 3 exons.